Messenger RNA from Podarcis lilfordi (Lilford's wall lizard), 21054 nucleotides. Lineage: Eukaryota; Metazoa; Chordata; Lepidosauria; Squamata; Lacertidae. The record is from the annotation of a GenBank genome assembly.
AUGUUCGCGAACGAAACAGCCCGCCUCGCUGCUGCGGCGGAAUCCGUGUCGGCGCCGCGGAGCCCCUUCGCGAGCCAAGCGGGGCGGGACGGGGGCAGCUCCGCCGGGGCCUCCGAGCUUGGGGGCGCGGCAGCCCUUUUCCGGGCGCCUUUUAGCGGCCCUUCGGAGACCCUGCCCCGGCCCCCGUCGUGGCCCUUUCCCGGAGCAGCCCGAGCCCGGGCGGACGGGGGGCCCGCCUGCCUCGCCGGAGACCCGGCAGGGCUGCGCGGCGGGACUCCGGGCUGGGCUCUCCCGCGCCGGCGCCAGGGCGCCUCCUGCUGCCCGGGCCGGAGGAGCGCUGGCUCGGCCCGCGGGCGCCCCAGCGGCGGGGCGGGGCUGGCCAGGUGGGUGAGUCACGGAGCCCGAGCAGGUCCGCCCGGCAGCCCCGGAAGCCCUGGGGCUCCUGCCCGGGAGGCGCGGCUUGGCCGGGAGCCCCGCUCGAAUCCCCUGCCGGCUGCUGCCUCUGUCCACGUGCCGCGGAGCCAGCCCCUCGCCUGCGUGAGAGAGCUUUAACCAAUAAAACAUAUAUUGCAAGUAGAAAGGGGUUUUGCGCGGGGAACAAUAGUAGUCUCCUUUGUAAGGAUUCGUGGAAUGGGACACUGGGCACGUGAAAUGGGCCGCGAACAGCUGGCAGGGAUCCCAAGGCUCAUCUAGUCCACCCCCCGCAAUGCGGGACUGGUAGCCUCGCAAACGCUCCUCCUCCUCCGAGCAAAGCACUCUUGCCCCGCCUCAGGAUCGUUGGCUCCCCACGACGUGGGUGAUCUCGCCCUGAGACGCCCCCCCCCCGGAGCCCGACACGUGUUUUUCUACUUGGGAAUACUUUCCCUGUAGGACAGCCUCACGUCCGCCGGAGCGCGCGAGGGGGUUCCCCCUUCAGGGACUGCCCGGCGCUUUCCUUCCCCUCGAGCGGGGUCCGGCGCGGGGCAGAGGGGUCCCCGGAGGCGGAGGGCCCGCGACGAAGCCCCGUCCCCCGCGGGCAGGGCCGGGCAGGGCAGGGCAAGCCGGGCCAGGCGAGGGCGGAGGCGCGGGAGGCGGAGGCGGCGCAUCAGGAAUGUGCCGAGCGAGCGAGCGAGCGAGGGAGGCGCGCCUUAUCUCUCUCUCCCCCUCGGGCCGACUUGGCCGACCAACUUCGCUCCGCGCCCCGCGCUGCCCUGGGUGGAGCUUGGCUCCCGCCUGCGCCGAGGUGAAUCAGGCGUCGCGGGAGGAGAGGCAGCGCCGCCGCUUGCCGGAAAGAGGACCCGCGCCUGCCCCGGCUCACCUGGCAAGGUAAGGCGGGCGCCCCCGUCGAGGCCGCUCCAGUAGGCGCUGCCAGGCGGGCCGGCGAGGGGGCUCCCGGGGCCCCUCUUUCGCGGCGUCUCCGUUUGCCGUCGGGGAAACGGGGCCACCGGCCGCGCGGCACGGGCGACGGGCCGAGGUCCGCGGCGGACGGGCGGUGCUCUCGCGGGGCCAAGGCCGGGAGCGGAGGUCGGCGCGGCGCGGGGGUGUCCGUCCCCCUCCCGGGCCGAGGGAAGGAGCCUGUCCCGGGCGGGGGCUGGGCAGGGCCGAGGAGCGUCUGCCUGCCGCGGGGCUGGACUGUCGGGGCUCCUCCGCCGGGCGCAAGGCGACGGGUCCCGGGAGGCCGGAGGGGCGCCAGCUUCCCGGGCCGGCUCCUGUCCCGACACGUGCCGGGGCAGGCCGGCGCUGGCUCGUUCGCCCAUCGGGGCCCGGGCUCCGGCAGGUGCUUGGCCCGGCGAGCUGGGUGCGGCCGCGCUUCGGCGAAGCUCGCCGCCGCCCCGCCUGCCCUUCCCCGGGAGCGGCCGCAAACUUCCCGGCCGGGACUCCGCGCAGCGCCUUCCUCUCUCCGCCGACUUCAGGUCAAGCAGCACUUCGGGAAGCGGGGGGGGGGGCACCUGUCCGAGAUGCUGGAGUUGUGGGUCCUGCAGGGCAGGGGGCUCGGCUGGAUGACCCUUGGGCUCCCUGCCAAACCACGAUUCUAUGGAGGAGGAGGAGGAGGAGGAACUGCUUGCCUGCCUGCCUCCUUCCUUCCUUCCUGGCCUCCGCACUUCCAGGGCAGGAGCUGUCCCGGGAGGAGGGCAGGUGGGCCCGCUUGGGUGCGGCCCCCCCCCACCCGCCUGUCCAGCCUCAAGCCAGCAGAGCCUGGCUGAGCAGCAGCAAAGCUGGCCCUGGGGGUCAUCGGACCCCCCUCUGCUUGCCAGGGCUCCCCAAAACAUUUGCAGGCCAGUGUUCCUCUGAACAAACCCCCCCCCCCCCCGGCACACACACACACUUUAUCUGGGCUUCAGCUUCUAGCCAGAGAAGUGGGAGAAUGGUGGGUCUGUCUCCCAAGAUGGAGGAGGAGGGAAGAAGGGGGGCCUGCCCCCUGCAGGCACCUGUGAAGUCCCCUCACCUGCUUUCUCUCCCCCCCCCCCACGUCAUUUUGCUCUGGCUAACUUUGAAUGAACAGGGCCCACCGUAGUGGUGUCUUGAGUGUAAUUUAAUUUUUGAAUUGAAACAAGAAAUGGGUAUAAUGAUAGAAAAACAAUCACAAAACAAUGAGAAAAGUCAAACUGAGCAGCCUGCUCUCAAGGUCACCAGCUGAGGCUCUGAUCUGAUUGCAAGUGUCCUAGUCGUCCCAGGCGAGAGCAGAGACAGGGGCUGGGGCUGAACAUUGGGGCUGCUACCAAGACCCUCCCACUCGCCCCCUGCAAGAUGCAUUUUGGAGCAGGACUUCCACAGAGACUAUCACGGGCAGGGGGAGAUUCACGCAAGAGGAGCCAUUGCCUGAAGUUAACACCAGUUUUCUGUCUUGGUGAGAGCUGCAAAAUGCACAAGUUGCACACUUUGGAGCCAACCUGAGCUGAUUGGUUGGAAGGCCCCAUUCUGCCCCAUUGCAUUUGUGCCCCUUUCUUUGGGAGCCAACAUAGCAGUUGCCAUCUCCUGUGUAGCCGGAUUAGAAAACAGAGUCCCCCUAUGGGUUUUUUAACUUUUUUAGUUGUAAUUUCUAGUACAGUGCUACCUCAGUUUACGAACUUAAUUGGUUCCGGAAGUCCGUUCUUAAACCAAAACCGUUCUUAAACCAAGGUGAGCUUUCCCUAAUGAGGCUUCCCGCCGCCGGUGCCCUUCCACCGUUCAGAUUCCGUUCUUAGACCGAGGUAAAGUUCACAAACCGGGACACUAUUUCCGGUUUUGCGGAGUUUGUAAACCAAAUCGUUCUUAAACCGGACUGUUCUUAAACCAAGGUACCACUUAGACCCAAAGUCUAGAAUGUAUUCCAGAUCUAUUUGGCCACCUUUUUGUCUAUGCUCCACACCAGUAUUUCAUACAUGUGUUGUGUGAUGAUUUUGUUUUAUGCUUGGUUUUCAAUUUCAGUUUUAAAAAAUAAUGUUUUAGGAUUGUGUUGUGAGGUAGUCAAAAGGAUAUUUUGUGGAACUGGAUAUUGUGGAACUAGAAAAGGUUCAGAAAAGAGUGGGGUGAGAGGGAACCUUCUUUCAUAUGUGGUGGACAUGUAGAAAGGUAAUAGUAUAUUGGGAAAUGAUUUAUAAUGAGUUGAAAAAAUGUUUAAGAUUAUUUCCCCCCCCCAAAAAAAAACACCUGAGUCCUUUUUACAGGGAAUAAUCUAGACAGAAAUUCCUAGGUGUCAGGAAAAGUUAUUUAUGUGUGCAACAACUGCGGCCCAUGUUUUGUUAGCCUAAAAAUGGAAAGUGAGCGAGGUCCCAACUAAAGAGGAUUGGCAGCUUAAGAUGAUAGACUAUGCAGAACUUGCAGAUUUAUCACAUAUCAAUAGGAGAGCCAGAAGGACAUAUAUUUAAAGAAGAGUAGAAAACAUUUAUUGAAUAUAUGGGAAAUAACUACACAGCUGAAAACGCAGGCAGCAUUCAGAGAAAUUCAACAGUGUAUAUAAUAUUUGAUUGAUGUAAAAGUGGAAAACGGAUUUCAAUGGUUAUAGUAAAAUAUGCAGGAACAUAUGAUAUGUAAAAUGAACCAUGCAAGGAGAAGAAGAGAAGUCUUUGGAUAUUUUGAAGUUUGUAAAAUGUUUAUUUUGAAAUGUAAAAUUGAAAACUUAAUAAAAAUUAUUCUAAAAGAAAAGAGAAGAGAAGAGUGGGGGUGGAGCAAGUUCUCUAGGAGGAAAGGUUGCAAUAUUUGGGGCUUUCUAGCGAAAGGGGAGUAGUGAUAGACUUGAACAAGGGGUAUAAAAUUAUGUGCAUUGGGAGGAAGUGAAUAGGGAGAGGUCUUCAUCUGUUUUAAAACUGGAGCUUGGAGGGACACCCGACCGUUACAGGGAACUUGCCAAGGGCUCCCACCUUGGCCUGGCACCCUUCUCCUUGCCCACCACCCGCCAGCAGGCUGCUCUUAUCCUGCUCUCAGUCAUUGGGUGGGAGGAGCCAGUGUGAGUUGGCACCUGGGUGUGCGUGGCCUGGUGGGGGACCAAGACUGUGCCCCUUCAGCCCCAGAACAAGAGGGAAGUGCACCCCGUUCAGAAGAGCCCGCGUUUCCUUGGGGGCUAGCAACUUGUUGUGUUAAACCCAAAGCUGAGGUGGUUAAGGUGCCAAAUUCUGCACCAGCCUUUGAAAUGUGAAGCCUCAAAUGUGUCCACAGAAUGUAGGCGGAGGCCUCUAAAGUAAUGGAGAAGUUAUAUGUGUCAUGGCUGCCUGGAAACUCUGUGGUUAACGCGGCCUUGGGAUAAUUCUUCCCUCUCUAUGCAGGCACCCAAGCAAACCCCCGCUUAGGCCAUUGGCUUCAGAGGUGCUGGGUGAGCUCAUUUUGUGUGUGAGGAAGGCGGAGAGGGGUCUGCUUGUCCCACCGGGGGGGGGGGUCUCUGUCUGGCCACCAGCUGCUUCCCCAAGACCCUCAUGUAAGAGGUCUGGAGCAGUCCUGCGGCAUCCCACUCCCCCUUUGCCCAUCACACCCCUGCUUGGUGGGAAGUGGGGCUCUGCCCCCCUUUGGGGGAAUUUCUAAGAGAGGGGUAUGAGAGCAUGUGGCUGCACAGGAAGUAGCACCCAGAGGAAUGCAGGGCUGUGUUUGUGGGGGAAAGGCCCAGCGGGGGAGGGGCUGCUCCAUGAGCCCCCUGCUCAGAGCAAGGCAGACAUGCUUCCCUGGCCUCCUGCCUCGGAGGAAGAGCAGGGAGCUGAAUUUCGCACUCCCAGGGGCAGCCCUGGCACAUGUAUUGCUGGAAGGAUGGCGAGGCAGCUGCUCACCCCAUGCCUACCAUGUCCCUAGCCCAAGGGCAGAAGGCUGGCCACUGUGAGAGCAGGAUGGUGGCCUAGAUGGGCCACUGGUCCGAUGUCCUUAUGUCUCGUCUUCAGAUGAAGAGCUCAAGGCCAGCCUGAGCCGCAAGCAGGACCACCCUCACCUGGGAGGGGGGCGUUUUGGUGCUGUGCUGGGACUGGGGGGUUUCCGGCCACCAGGUGCCCGCCUGUCUUCUGUGGGGCAGUGGCAUUUGCUGGCAAGUUGGCCUUUCCAAGGCAGCCUGUAUUCCUGAAGAAGCUUGACUUGCUGGGUCAGGAGAUUCCCCCAGCUGCUGAGGCCAACCAGCCGCACGCCUAGAGGCAGGUGUGAGGGGAGGCCAUCCUUUGGCUUCCAGCGAUCCUCUCUCUGGCUGUGCUUGGGCCCAGCCAAGGGCUGCCUCCCCCCACCCCACCCUCUCUCUCAGUUUCCAUGCAGCUGGGUGUGUCUGAAGCUGCCAAGCCAGUUUCGCAAGGGAGCACCCGGUGGUGCUGGGAACCAGCCGCAGCAGCUGCAGCACGUAGCAACAGGCCCUGCUGGUACAGGCCGGGACAGGAAGGAGCAGCUCCAGAGCCCAGCCGACGAGGCCCUGGCGAGAGCCCGGGCUCUGGGGCUGGCGGAGGGGCUGCCAGGAGGGAGCCCACUGCACGACCAUCACUUGCCAGAGCAGGUAGCCAAGCCAGAGGCGGAAGGAGACUUUCUGCUUGAGGCCAGCGGGACCCCAGUCAGCAAAGCCAGGCGCGUCCCCUCCGGUGGGCACAGGGCACCUCUGGAGCUUGCCUUCAACACUCGGAGUUGGCUUGGCUCCCCCAAGAGCCUGGCGCUGAGCAGUUUCCUCUUGUUCUUGGCAAGCUGGAAGGUGAGCAGCCAGAAUCAGGAGGGGCUGCGCUUUGUGUGUCCCCACCCCAACACCCCUCCUUUCUCACUGGGUGUACAUUUAGUGCCAGCAACACUGAGCACUGAGGAAAACCUGGAGCUCCCAGUCUUAAGUGCACUGGAGAUGGCAAGGUCUGAGAGGCUUCUGGGAACACAGGAAAGGAAUGGAGGAGUUUUUUUGGGGGGGCAGCUAGCCAGUGCAUGGCCAGGGAAGCCGCUGCAUGAGCAAUGGGCUGUUGGUCAAGUCUAGUGAUGUUAAAUUCUCAAGAAUAAUCUUUUGGAGAAUAUUCUUGAGAAUAUUCUCAAUCAAUGAGAAUAUUAGUGAAUUUUCAUUUAAAAUAGGAGAAUAUUCAUUUUAAUGCAUUGAAAAUGAUAUAAUAAGGUGAUGGCACCAGUAAUUGUCAUGUUAAGGUUUCGUAUGAGGAAACUCAGUAGUUAAAUCAUAUUUUAUUCUUCCAUUAGAACAUAUACAUGUUAUAUGACAAGUCAAAAAAUACAAUUGGCAUGUUAAGGUUUGAUACAAGUAAAUUCAGUAAUAGGCUAUCUUGUGCUUCUGAUAGUUCUAACACAGUAACUGUUUUGGUGACUAAAACAUAGCUUGUUAAAUAAAACUAUAUGCAUACAUAUAAAAAAGAAGCCAUUGACAUUAAAUACAUUAUCAUUAUAUAAUAUAUUUCAGUAUGCCAGUCUCUGAUAAAUAUCACCAUGUACCAUUGAAUGGCAUUGCAAAAACCAGUUACUGGCACUAAAUAAAAAUAUAGAAAUGUCAACUGUUUAAAUCAAGGCCACCUCACAUGCUGUUGCACAUAGGCCUAGGUACUUUAAGUGUAUAAAGCAUUAAAACUACCUUCUGUAAAAAAUAAAUAUGUAUGGUCACUGUAUGGCCAAGGGUAUAGAAUUGCUAAAAAUAAGGUCACACCAAAAUAGAAAAAAAGCUAUUGCAUAUAGUUGAAAUACAUACGAAUUAAAAUGUUCACCAAAUUAAAUGAAUAGCAUUUUUAAAACAAACAAAAAAUGUUUUCUGUAGCUCACAUUUCAGAACUGCCAAUGGUGAAUGACAAAGUGCUCAGUAAUGUAACUGAAUUUUAAAAAAUCAUUAUUCAUUACAUACACUGGCAAUAUCACAGCUUGACUUAUUAUUUACUAGAUUUUUAAAAUGUGGGGUGUAAAACUGGUUCUUACAUUAGAAUUUAUAGUUUGUGGAGAAUAUUCUCCGGAGCAUAUUCUCGCCUCACCUCACUAGGCAAGUCAUCAUCCUUUGGGCUCCUGGGGCUCCUGCUGAGGUGGGCAAGGCAUAGGGCAGGAGACCCUUGGCAAGGGUCAGGUGGUGCAGGCGUGAGGGAUGGGGCUUCCUUUAGCUAAUGGCAAGCAGAGCAGGUGUGGCUUCUAGUUAGAAAAAAAGCAAGCCCCCUAACCAUGAAUGCACCCCCUGUGGUACUACAGUGGUACCUCGGGUUAUAGACGCUUCAGGUUACAGACUCCGCUAACCCAGAAAUAUUACCUCGAGUUAAGAACUUUGCUUCAGGAUGAGAACAGAAAUUGCACAGUGGCGGCAGCGGGAAGCCACAUUAGCUAAAGUGGUGCCUCAGGUUGAGAACAGUUUCAGGUUAAGAACGGACCUCCAGAACGAAUUAAGUUCUUAACCCGAGGUACCACUGUAUAGUUCUCCCCCUUUAUGGUGGGCCAUGGGGAAAUGUAGCUGGCUGUUCAGGUGAGAACAAGAUGUUCAUAAGGUAUGAAAUUUUAAUGAAACAGCAACGUUCAUUUCUCAUUGGCCAAAUAGGGUGCGCAUCCCCCCCUCCCUGAUACACGUAUUGCUGAAACCAGAAACGGAGCCUCAGAAUAAAAACGUGAGCCGUGCAGUGCCAGAAGAGGCUGGCUCUAAGCAGCGCCUCAUAAAUCAGUGGGGAUCUUCGGAGGAAGUCAGAAGUCUUUGCUUCUCUGUAGCCUGUGGGGCAUAUUUAGCAGUCCUAUGGGGCAUGUGAUAAUCAGUGCCAGCCAGUACAAAUGAAGUUUUGCUUAGAGGGGGGGCUCUUACUGAUCCUCCCAUUGGGGGCUCAAGAUACUGAGUCCUCAGAUCUGAACUAAGGGGACAUUCUGCCCAAAGUGUCUCAAAACGGCUUUGACUGUCUCCCAACCUGCCACUUGGUCCCCUCACCCCCCCCCCUUUGCCUCCCUCCCUUGUAAGGAGCUGAAUCUGAACAUGGCCAAGAGCCACCUCAGCUGGUGUGAGCAGAUAAGAGACAGGUGGGGGCACUUUCGCUGGAAGAACAGCAAAACCUUUCUGGACCCUCUUGGAACAGCCCCCGGGUCAUUUGUAUGUCAACAUUAUAUGCCUGUCUCUCCCUGGGCCAUUCAGAAUCAAAAGUAUUGUAAACCGCCCUGUGAUCCUCAGAUGAAGGGCGGUAGAGAAAUGAUGAUAAUAGUAGUAGUAGUAGUAGUAGUAGUAGUAGUAGUAGUAGAAGAAGAAGAAGACCUGGUGUGCUCAGAGGCCAAUAGAGCCAACAGUGAUGGAAAGCAAUUGGAGAACUGCCUUCAGCUGAAAAAAGGUGACUGUUGCUGCAGACUUGGACUCCAUUUCAUCCCCCUAACUUUCCAGUUUUAAAAUUGUGCUGUGCUUGUCUCAGUGCUGUGACGUCCAAAUGGGCCCCACAAAUUCUCCAUGGAGCAGCCAGGGAACCAGUUUGCCUUGCAUCUUCCAGUCUGGGAAGCCUUGGGAGCCCCGCGGACUGUCAGAACUGUGGCUCUGAGAUGUGUGGACCAGGACAGGACGCUAGAAUAUGGACCUCUGCCCUUGAGGGGCGUUCACAGACCCCACCUGGUAUAUGGCAGGAGAUGCCAGCGUCAGCAUGCAAUGAAAUGGGGUGGGAGGGGCAGAACUCUGAACCAGAUCAGAAGAGAAAUAUGGACCUGAGGCACCAGUGAAGGAGGAGGGCUGGUGGUGGCGGCCCCCCUGCCGGACACCCGCCCUCACCCACAGCUCCCUGCCCCCAGGGACUCACACGCCAACCAGAGUUCUCUCUUGUAAUUCACAUACAGCCAGAUCUCACCUUAUGCUGGUUUUUCAUACACAAUGACGACUUUAUGCAGAAAAUUAAAAUAAUACAUUAAAAGGGGUGGGAGAGCAGGAAAACCCACCCACCCCAUCCAGAAGGGCUGACUGAGAGCUUGCAGGAGUCCUCAUGCAACCUCCCCAUUCCCCUGGUGGGCACAGGGGGCAGCAUGGCCCAACUGGCAGGGCUGGCCCAAUACAUUUGAACACCUGAGGUGGACCACAAAAUGGCGCCCUUCUCACUGCCAGGGAAGAAGGGGGAAGGAAGAGCUCCAUUAGGAACAAGGAGGAAAGAAAGCUCAACCUUGAGACCUGCUGCCCCAGUGGCUGCUGCAGCCAGAGGCCUCCAGAGUGGGAUGACUGGGGGGGGGGGUCAGGGAGAACCAUUCCAGUCGCUUCUUCUUCUUCUUCUUCUUCUUCUUCUUCUUAUUAUUAUUAUUAUUUUGUCAAAGAAUGUGUUUGUGGGAAACCGUUAACUUCUUCUUUUUAUGCUGUAUUGAAGUUAAAAAGAAACAACAAAGUUUUAUCCAGAAAAAAGAAUUGUAGUAAUUAAAUCAAAUCACAUUGAAUUCUUCUUGCAUCUAUAGCGACUUCCCAUCACCCCAUCAUGCAUCCACCGCUUAUUCGAUCUAAUGCACUAUUCAUUUUCUUUUGUUAAUUUUCCUUAAUCAUUAUCCACCCUACCACAGAAGUCAUUCAAAGGCCUGCCAUUGACAUCAUGCUAUUACAAUAUUCCUUAAUUUUCGAAACAAUUCCUCCUUUCCAAUUUGUGGCGAUUAAUAUUCUUGCAGCUACCGUGGCGUACAAGAAUAUUUCCUUUGCUUUUUUAGGUAUAUCUGUGCCUAGUAUCCCCAGGAGGAAAGCCUCCGGGGUUUUUUUAUAAAGGAAACCUUAAACAUCUUUUUGAGCUUGUUGUAAAUGACAUCCCAAAAUUCCUUUAUAUUCUUACAGUUCCACCACAUAUGUAGCAUUGAAUCUUCCACUUCCCCACAUCUCCAACAUUUACUCGAGGUAUUUUUAUACAUUUUAGAUAGUUUUAGUGGCGUUAAGUACCAGCAGAAUUGCAUCUUCAUAAAAUAUUAUUUUGAAGCGUAACAUGCGGUGAACUUCAUGUCUACCUUCCAUAGUUUUUCCCAGGCAUCCAUAGGGAUGUUGUGACCAAAGUCUUGAGCCCAUUUAACCAUUACUGAUUUUGCCUCCUCUUUCUUGACUUCCCAGUCAAGGAGGAGUCGGUCCAUUUUGGAGAGAGCUUCAGUUCUUUUUCCAAUCUGGAGGGUUCUGUCUCAAAGCCAUUUCUUUUGUUGAGUUUAAAUAUCUCAUGAAGUUGGUGAUAUUGUAACCAACCUGACAGGUGUGCCCUGAUUUCUUCGAUUUUUUUUAAAUUUCAACUGAUUUUCUUCUUCUUUUAACAGUACUUUAUAUGUUGGCCAAUUCCCUUUCAUAUUUUUUUUCUUCACUGCCAAUGCUUCUGGGGCAAUAUGCACAUGGAUUUUUAGGUUUGAGCAGACCUUUGUAUUUUGCCCAAAUCAUAUAUAGGGGUUUCCUUAUAAUGUGGUUUUAAAAUUUUUGUGUGUACCUUGACCAUAUCGUAGCCUAAGUAGGCAUGCCAGCCAUAGUGAUUGUCAUGCCCUUCCAUAUCUAGAAGGUCUGUGUUUUGUAAUAUACACCAUUCCCUGAUCCAGGAGAGACACGCUGCCUCAUAGUAGAGUUUCAAAUCUGACAGGGAAAAGCCUCCUCUUUCUUUAAAAUCAAUUAAUAAUUUGUGUUUAAUCCUGGGGUUUCCCCCCUGCUAGAUAUAUCUUGAGAUGUCUCGUUGCCUGUUUCCCCAAUCACAGGAAUCGUCUGAAAUAAGAAAAGCAUUUUUGGUAAAACAUUCAUUUUAAUGGUGGAUAUUCUCCCCCAGAAAGAUAAAUUUAAUCUGCUCUGUAUUUCUAGAUUUCUUUUUAUCUCCAUCCAGGUCUUAGUGUAGUUAUCUUGAAAUAGGUUAUUAUUUUUUGCCAAGAUCCAUAUUCCCAAAUAUUUUCUCUUUUUGCAGAUCUUCAAGUUCGAGACAUUUUCUAGAUCAGGGGUGCUCAAACUUUUCCCAAAGAGGGCCAGAUUUGAUGAAGUGAACAUGCAUGAAGGCCAACCAAAGUUUUUGAGCUUUUUUUACCAUUUUACCCCUAAGUUAUGGGGGUCGGAUUGAGUCGACCGGUGGGCCGGACUUUGGCCAUGCUUGUUCUAGAUCAUCUCUUUCCUGUUUAGUUUGAUUCUUGACCAAGAGCUUUGUUUUAGAACUGUUUAAUUUGAACCCCACUACCUACCCAAAAUUUGUUUCUAAUACCUUUAAUAAACUUUCUUUUGGGUUCUCUGUCAUUAUAAUAAGGUCAUCGGCAAACGCCUUUAGUUUAUAUGCUUUCUCUCCUAAUGUUAUUCCUUUUAUGUUUUGGUCUUCCCUUAUUUUUUUAUUCAGCAUUUCCAUUACCAGAAUGAAUAUUAGCGGGGAUAGCAGACACCCUUGCCUUGUCCCUUUUCUUAUUACACAGUCUUCUGUAAUGUUGCCAUUGAUAAUAAUCUUGGCCUGUUGAUCAGAGUAUAUAGCCUCCAUUCCUUUACAAAACUGUUGACCAAACUCCAUUAGUUGCAUCAUUCUUUUCAUGAAUCUCCAUGAGAUAUUAUCAAAGGCUUUCUCUGUGUCAACCAGCAUUAAUACUGCUGGUUUGUCAAUUCUGAUUUUUAAGUAUUCCAACACAUUGAUAACAUUUCUGACGUUAUUUUGCAUCUGAUGUCCAGGGAGAAAGCCGGCCUGGUCUUCGUGAAUGUUGUAUUUAAGAAUCGUUCUCAGUCUUUCCGAAAGUAUGUCAGCAAAUUAUAAUCAUUGUUUAAAAGGGAAAUUGGCCGGUAGUUUGAGACAAUUGUUAGAUCAGUUCCCUGCUUAGGAAAUAGGGUUAUAUAACUUUCUGUCCAUGAUUCCGGCAGUUUUUACUAUGUUGUUCAUCAUAUCCUUUAAUGGUUGGAAUAGGGGUUCUUCUAGCUUUUUAUAAUAGCUUGCUGGUAGGCCAUCUGGGCCAAGGGCCUUCCCUGAUUUCGCUUUUUAAAUUGCCUGUUGAACUUCUAAUGCGGUAAUAGGAGAAUUUAGGAGGCUGAUUUUCUCCUUUAGAAUCUUUGGUAAGUUGUUCUGCUUUAGGUAUUCUUUUUUGUCGUGAUUUUCUGUUCCCUCCCUGUAUAGCUCUCUGUAAACACUUAAAAAACUUCUGUUUAUUUCCUUGGGUUAUCUGUUACUCUUUUCUCUGAUUUUAAUUUUGUUUAUUAUCCUUCCAUUCUGCUUUUGUUUUUUACGUUGCCAAGCCUAUAGUUUGCCAGGUUUAUUUGCAAACUUAAAGCUUCCAUGUUUUAGCAACUUGAUUUUCCAUUCAAUCUCUUGUGAGCCAGUGUGGUGUAGUGGUUAAGAGCGGUAGUCUCGUAAUCUGGGGAACCGGGUUUGAGUCUCCGCUCCUCCACCUGCAGCUGCUGGGUGACCUUGGGCCAGUCACACUUCUUUGAAGUCUCUCAGCCCCACUCACCUCACAGAGUGUUUGUUGUGGGGGAGGAAGGGAAAGGAGAAUGUUAGCCGCUUUGAGACUCCUUAAAGGGAGUGAAAGGCGGGAUAUCAAAUCCAAACUCUUCUUCUUCUUCUUCUUAAUAAUCAUUGAGAAUUGUGUCUGGAGCAUUUUAAUAUUUUGUUUGAUUAGUUCACUGUCCGGGUUAUUAAAUAAUUCUUUUUCAUUUUUCCCAAUUUCUUCCCAUAUCACUUCCCAUUUUUGUUUAGUUAGGAUAUGUUCUACUCUGUUUCUCUUGGCUUUAUCAUUAAGUCCAUUUACAUUCCCGGUGACAAUCUUUUAAGUUCAUACUUUAAUGUAUCUUCACUUCACAGAAAUAAAAACAGUAAAUACACAAUAUAAACAAUUUAUUAACACCCUUGAGUGAUGCUUAAAUCACUUCUUUUGUCCAAUCUCUCUCUUUAAUUUCCUUCUGUUGACAUUGCCGCGUCCGUGUCAUCCACUCCUCCCACUAGUUGUUUUCCCCCUCCCAUUUCCUUCUAAUACUUCCUCCAGAAUUUGUUGGUGUCUUCCGCCAUCAAGAACCUUUGUCUCUUUCCUUUAAAAAAGGAGAUACCCUCUGGGAAUUCUGUAAACUAUAGAGUUUGCAUUUGGGGCUUCAGCAAGAGGUUUAUAGCUGUCUCUUUUUCCAAAGCCUAACAGGGUUUUCCUUAAGAAUGACAAUGUCUCUUUCAUCUAUUCUCAGUUUCCUUUUAUUGUUCAUUUGCAGCACUUUGUCUCUGAUGUCAAUUGAUGUAAAGGACACCAGGCACUCACCAGGCCACUUAUUAGCUCUGGCUACACUUAAUCUAAUUCUGAAUAUUUUUUCUAUACCUUGAGACGUCACCUGUUCAUCCAAAUCUAACCUCUUGGCCAACUCUUUCAUAAUUUUCUCCUCAAUCUGCUCCUCUGGGACACCUCUGAAUCUUUAAAUCCUCCCCCUCCUUUGCAUCUGUAAUGUUGCUAUUGCAUCCAGUGCUGCUUCCUGUGUUUCUUUCAGUUCUGCGGUCUCUUUUUUAUCUUGUCACACUCCCUUUUCACUUCCUUACUCUCAUUCUGGGUCCUCUUAGCUGCCUCUUAUAGAUUUUGGGAUUUGCAUUUAAGGUCUUGGACUAUUUUUGUUAAUUCCACUUUUUUGUUACCAAAUCAUUCAUCUGACUUGAUAGUUCCACAAUAAUUUUGGCAUUUUGAUCAGUUUUGCUUCCCACUCUAUCAAGUUUCUCAUCAAUUAUUUUUGCAUUGUCGUUCAUAUAUUUUUUCAUAUCUAUUAUUUUCCUUUUAAGAUCUAAAAUGCUUUAAUAUCCAUGCUCGACUCAAGUUCCGUUGCAGAGCUUCUUCUACCUCCCAUGGAGGACCAUUCUGGCUUUGUGUGAUUUUGCUUAUAUGCACUAUAGUCAGGAAGAGCCCCUGUGUCAGGCGAGACCUGGGCCUGCCCCUCUGCCCCUCCUGGGCCGGCUACAUUGGAGGAAGCUGCCUCCCCCCUGCUGGGAGGUUCCGUCAUGGGUGAUCCUGCCGGAUGCUGGAUUAGGAGAGGGAGGGAGACGUGCUCUCUGCCCUCCUCUUUCUCCAUACCAUCCAGGAUAGAAUAAUAAAAUCACAGAACAUUAGAGUUGGAAGGGACCCCCAGGGGUCAUCCAGUCCAACUUCCUGCAAUGCUCCCAUCAAGCUGUAUCCCCAUUUUAUACUGAAUAUUUAUAUCUUGCUCUUGGUACUUAUGAAUGAAAAUUAUUUCAGUAAUUUGGAACUCCAUGUAUUGUGUGCAUAAGGUGCAUUUAUGGCUUUUAUGUAUUUGUGUAUUUUAUGUACUAUGGCAUUUAUGCAUUUAUGUACUUUAUGGCUUUUAUAAGCCUCUUUGAGUUUAUUUUAUGAAGAAAAUUAGGAUACAGAUCUUAAAAAUAGCAUAAACGAAUUGCCAGGGAGCUGAAUGGGGACGUAGUUGUGGCCAGAUGCACUCCCUGUUGAGUUUUGCAAACAGUGUGUAAAAACAGUAGUUAAGUCAUUGAUUAGGGGACUGAGGGUCAUCCUUUCUGUGAGUAAAAUAUCUGUCUCAUGGAAUUAUGCCAAAAUUAUAAUUACCUAAAAAGCAGAUACGGACCCAUUUCAGAAUUCUUUGUCCUGCUCUUAGGAUCCCACCCUAAGAGGGAGGGGACGGUGGGACGUUUUGUGAGUCGCCCUGGGCCUGUUCUGCUGUGACACGGCUGCCUCUUCCCUCCGCAGUGCCCCCGUCUGUCGCCAUGGCUCGCCGGUCUCAGAGCUCUUCGCAGGGCGACAACCCCCUGGACCCCAACUACCUCCCACCCCACUACAAGGAGUACUACCGCCUCGCUCUGGACACGCUGGCCGAGGACGGGGAGGAGAACUACCACCGCUUCCUGGCCGAGGAGGGCGCCCCGGACUUCCUCUGCCCCUCGGAGGUGGAGCACAUCACCCAGCACAUCCAGAAGCCCCAGUAUGCCCAUCAGGAGGGCGGGGGUGGCAGCACAGACUCCGGCCCCCACGACACAGACAUGGACGGCUCCUCUGGCACUUACUGGCCCAUGAACUCUGACCUGGCCGUUCCAGAGCUGGACCUGGGCUGGCCCAUGGUCUUUGGGUUUCGAGGGACGGAGGUGACCACUCUGGUGCAGCCCCCACCCCCAGACAACCCCAGCAUCAAGGAGGAAGCGCGCAGGAUGAUCCGGGCGGCACAGCAGGUGAGAGAUCAGGAAGGGGGCUGUGGGAAAAGGACGCUGGCAGGAGCCCAAAGGUGGGCGGGCGGGAGGAAGGGGGUGGUGGGCAGGAUCCAGCAGUUUCUGACAUGACUGCUGCCGUGAAAGCUCUCUGCCCUGAGCCUUUGGGGGCUCCAUGAUGUCCCUGCUGCCAGUCCUUAAGAAGGAGCUGCAUUGGCUCCCAAUUCAGACAGGGCACUGAAUGCUUUAUGGGCCUGGCCAGGCAGCAGACGUGGCAGCAGUUGGUGGUAAGCAAGACCAGGGGUCACGGUGGGAAAAGCUAGCGGCAUUUGCUGCUGUGAUGAACCAGUUAUCAAAGCCCAUUUCACAGAAGGCAAAGUGGUGUGACUCAGAGACAUGAAACUUGCCCAAGAGCCUGAGAGCAGUGGAACUUGCUUGAGCGAAGCUGCACAGGGUUGUUCUCUGUGUUGAAUGAGUAUCCCUCUUUUUCCCGCGUGGCCAGAUGCUAAGGAGGAGGGGCUGCUAUGCUUUAGUGGUGGAAGAGGGCAUUUCAGAUGGCAUGAUCAGCUACACUUCCAAAAGCUUGUGUUUUUACUUUAAAAAUAUUAUAGCCUGCUUUUCAUUGAAUCCAGGGCUCAAAGCAGUUUUCAAAAUGGAAACAUACAGUCUACAAAAUUUAAAACACAGAUUGACAUCAUAGAUUAAAACAUCAGAACAACAUUCAUGGUGCAAAGACUUUCUCAAAUAAAACAGUUUUAACAUAGCAGUAACGGUGUCUGCCGGAUUUCAAGUGAGAGGGCGCUCCAUCAAGCUGCCCCCCCCCCCCAAGGCACAGCAGUUCCCUCUUCUAUGCAGUGAUUAAAGGAAGUUGCAGGAGUCCCCUGCACUCCUUGCAUCCGCCUCCCUCCUCCCACACUCAUUGUCUGCCUUCAUCUGUCCCCCUCCACCUUAAGGCUCCAUGGAACUUGCUUCGUUCUGUCCUAAAAAUGCUUAAUCAAAGGCCACAAUUUCCACUUUUUGUAUACACAUCCACCCCAAAGUGUAAUAGGAAAUAAAAAAAACAAUAUUUUGUUUUAAAAAAAUGCUUCCCAAGCCUCACACUUUCCCUUUAAAGCUUAUUGGUGAAAUUCGAGAUCGGAACAGAGAUCUGUUCCAAGACUAUUAUGUGCACCUUUUGCAAUAAUAAUAAAAAGAAAUAAAUAAAGGAGGAACGUUAUGGAGGAGUGUUGUAAUGGAAGAGCUGACACCGCCUUAACUCACAUGUUGUACAUGCCUGUCCUAUCAUGUCCAUUAAGCAGAGGAAAAAGCAGCAGCAGCAGCAGCACUCCUUGCCGUGCUCCUUAGCAGGCGGCAUUCAGAGGUUUCUGACCCUGGUAGCCACUGAAAAUUAACAACAACAACAAAACCUCCCUCUGAAAAAAGUUGUGAGAUCUGUUGCACCUGAGAUUUCCCAGGCUGACUCUCCCCCACCGCCAUCUUGUCUUCUAGUAGUAAGCAGAUCAGAUCCUCCCGCCCAAAGUCUGCUCAUGCCCAGCAGGGCACAGAUGCACUUACCACAGUGGUUUUCAACCAGUGUGCCGUGGCACCCUGGGGUGCCUUGAAGGAUGGGCAGAGGUGCCGCAGGCAACACUGGUCUCUGUCCCUCUAUCCUUCCCUCCCUCCUCUGAUGCCCUCUCUUGUCUCUGCCUCCCCAAGGCUUGUACAGCUGUUUGUUUCAGCAGCCCUGGCUACAAGCUCCCCAGGCGAAUGCUGCCUCUGGGGCUGGCCAGGGGGUGCUUCCCAGGCCCCUAUAGGGCAGUGUGAGGAGGCACCUCUCUUGGGGGUGGGGGGGGGGAGGCAGCUCAGAUAGCGGGGUGGCAGCGGCAGCUGCCCAGAAGACUCCCAAGGGGAGGGGAGGCUGAAGGAACACUCCACAAGGGAAGAUUUGCAAAAUGACAGCAGUCUGGCAAAGCAGAAAUACAGGAAGGGGUUUUACCUCCUGAGGCUACAAAGGAGAGAGACGGAACAUGCACACAGGGCUUCCAGAUAUUUGGAGGGUGCUAAGCAAGGGCUUCAGAGGUAAAGGAAGAUAUGGGGCUGCCUAGCUAGCUAGAAGAAAGGAUCCAUUGUAAAUGGUUUCAACUGACGUUAACAUUGCAUUUUUAUAUUGUUGUAACCCACCCUGGGACCAAGUGAUGAAGGGAAGGUAAGAAAUCUAAUCAUCAUAAUCAAUAAUAGUAAUAGUAAUAAAGUUGGGCUUGUUAGUUAUGGGCCACCAAGAGGUGGUGCUGAUCUAGAGGGAUGUGCUGUUGAAGGGGGGGUCCCUCUUCCUUCCUGCCUGCCUGCCUGCCUCCCCCACCCACCCCAGGAGCCCUCCUACGGAUUCGACUGUCUGCCACGGCCCUGGUGCAGAUUCUGGCUUGUCCGGAGGUCAGUUCCACACAAUGCAGAAGUCGGGCCUUUGCUGUGGUGGCUCCCCAGCCCUUGGUAUUCCUUCAACUUGGAGACCAAGACAGGCUCCUUUUCAGCACCUACCAAAGACCUCCUCCUUCCAACAAGCCUUUCACAUUGAGAUUCUUCCAAGCCUGCAAUUGUAUUGGAGUUGUUUUUGAGAGAUGUUUAUUUGCUAUCAUUUCUUGCUUGCUGCCCUGGGCUUCUUUGGAAGGAAGAGCAAGAUAGGAAUGUGAUUAUAUAUGAGAGCUGUGAGGGGGACUUCCUGGCCUUUUCAGUCUAGGUAUAAAUGGGGUUUUGGGCCGGGGGGGGGGGCAGGCUGCUAUGCACAAAGCUGUCAGCUUUGGGGCUACCGUUGAAUCUCGUCAGUUAUUCAUUGCUUCCAUGUACAGACUGCUUAUUAUCAGUAGAUCCUUCUUUUGUUAUUAACGUUUUGCUAUUGACAUUUCCAAAAACAAAGCCUUCCACACCCAAGGGGCCCAGCAGAGAAGGCCCCCGUAGGGUGACUGGGCUUUUAUUUACACUGCUUCCUGUGAGCUCUGGCUCUGGCCAGGGAAUGGGAGGCCAAGGGCUGGCAGCUCUUUCACAGGGCAGGUGCGGGAGAGAGGGGCUGAGCCCUGCCAGGGCACCUGAGGAUGCUCCCAGGAAGUCAGUCCUCUGGCUUCCCAAGAUGGAAAGAGUCCUGUGAGGUGUUAACCUGCCCUUUUGCCUUCCCUCCAGGUGGUUGCCAUAGUGAUGGACAUAUUCACUGAUGUGGACCUGCUGGGCGAAGUGCUUGAUGCCGCAGCCCGCAGGGUUCCUGUGUACAUCCUGCUGGAUGAGAUGAAUUCCCAGCUCUUCCUGGACAUGGCAGCCAAGUGCAGAGUCAACCUCAACUACGUGGAAGUAAGCACAGCAGGAGGGGGCAGGGGCUCCCAUGGGGCAACGUGGCACUAGGACACAGGGUGCAAUUUUGCGCCCCUUUGGUACCCCAAAACCCAAGCCCCCCAAACAGUGCAGGCAGCUCUGAGAACACCACGAGAGCCUGGCUGUUGGAUCAGGCCCAGGGGAGCCCAUUGGGUCCAGCAUCCUGUUCUCACAGUGGUUGACCACAAGUGAGACCCGAGCACGGCCACACUCCCUUCCUGGGGUCUCCAGCAACUGGCAUUCAGAAGCAUUGCUGCUUCCGGCUCUGGAGGCCAAGCUGAGCCGUUGUGGCUCUAGAAUCAUAGAAUGGUUGAGCUGCAGAGAUAGAAGGACCCCGAGGGUCACCCAGUCCAGCCCCUGCAAUGCAGGAAUCUCAGCUGAAACAUCCCUCACAGGUGGCCACACAACCUCUGCUUAAAAACCGCCAAGGAAGAAGAGUCCACCACCUUCUGAGGAAAUCCGUUCUGGUGUCAAAAAGUUCUUCAUAAGGUUUAGUUGGAAUCUCCCUUCCUGUUGGUUUGAAUCCAUCCGUUCGGGUCCUGACCUUUGGAGCAGCAAGAAACAGUUUGUUCCAUCUUUCAUGCGACAGCCAGGAGCCAUCAAUUGCCCUCUCCUCCUCCAGGAGUUUGUCCGUUCCUUGUUUAAAGCCAUCUAGGUUGGAGGCUGUCACUAUCCACGGUUUUAACAGUGCUCUGCAGGAAGAAGGACUUCUUUUUGUCCUGAAUCUUCCAACAUUCAGCUUCACUGGGUGUCCAUAAGUAGAAGCUCUAUGAGAGAGUGGAGGAAACCAUGCAGCAACGCGCGCACCCCCCUCCUGCAUUGAUUCCUGCAUUGCAGUGGGUUGGAUUAGAUGACCCCAGGGAUCCCUUCCAACUCUGCCUCUUUGGAGCCUGCAGCUAAACGGCCUGGGUUGGGGGGAGCAGUGGCUUCCUUGGGGAGUUUGCUGCCUGAUACCUCUCUUGCCUUGCAGUUCCUCCGGGUGAGAACAGUUUCCGGCCCCACCUACUACUGUCGCACCGGGAAGUCCUUCAAGGGGCAUGUGAAGGAGAAGUUCCUGCUGGUGGAUUGCAUGGUGGUACUGAGCGGGAGUUACAGGUGAGUGGAGGGCAGGGCAGAGGCCACAGGUGGCUUGACUCCUUCCUGCUGCAACAGACUUCAGCCGAGACGGCCGCCUGGGCAAUUGAGGGCUGUGAUGAGCCUUAGGAGGGAGGAGGAAGUGCAAAUGGCCACCCAGCUGCCCCAAAGGAGGAGCCUUGGGGUGGAGAGGGCCAGCCAUGGGUGGGGAAGCUGGUCAGGAUCCUAAGUCAGGAGGGCAAGCAGAAAUCAUCCACUCUUGGAGCAACUGGGCCUUGCAGCAAACUUUGGAUGUCCAGGCAGAAUCUCUCAAGGCAGAGCAGGAGUCAGGCAUUUCCCAUUCCCCUUGCUGGGCCAGAGCUCUUUGGGUUACAGUAGUGGGGAGGCCCUGUCCAGUUCCCACAGAGACCUUAUGGAGGAUGUGGGGGGGUUCAUAAGAGCAAUAGCAGAAGUAGGUCUGCCUUUUGCUGUUCCAGGACUCCAGUUCUCAUUGCGAGGUCCCUUGGGCUUGGAUGUGACUCGCACAAACAACCCGUCCCAACUGUAAUUCUUCUUAGAUUAUAAGGCUCUGGCUUUGUACGUUCUUAUGUGGAAUAGUUAUAUUCUGCCUUUUAAUUUGAAAGACCAUCCAAAGGGAUUUCAGCAUUAAUACAACAUCACUAACAGGUAGACAUUAUUCUGCUUAAAAGCAGGCACUGCUCAGGGCCCUCUGGAACUAGAGGCAAUCAGCAAGAUAUUAAAGGGAAACGGCAGCAAUAAGGAGCCCUCUCCCCAAUUCCAGGCCAUUGAAGGCACAGGCAGAGUUAUUUUAACCUGGCACCUGAUAUCUCUGGGGAGGGAGUUCCACAAAGGGGAUGUCACCCUCUGGGAGUGGUGCCCACAGUAUCCUGUGGGUACAGGGAGGAGGAGGAGGCAUCUCGUGCCUGCCCUGCGAGGCAGAGUGGCCACUCGCAGCAGUAACGUGCCCAUCUCUUGCCUGCUUCUCCACAGCUUCAUGUGGUCGUUUGAGAAGAUCCACCGGAGCAUCGCUCACAUCUUCCAGGGAGAGUUGGUGGCCAGCUUUGACGAGGAGUUCCGCAUCCUCUUUGCCCAGUCAGACCCGCUGGUUCCUCCUGCCAAUGUCCUGAUGAAGGCACCAGAGAGCUUCAUGGCACCCUUUGGCAUGGCGCCCUACGGCAGCAACCUGCCCCUCUUCCCCAAGAAGCACCCCUGCUCUUCCCCCGGGAAGACAACCUUUUCUCGCCGCUGA